Messenger RNA from Dioscorea cayenensis subsp. rotundata (Guinea yam), 755 nucleotides. RefSeq names its product 40S ribosomal protein S10-1-like. The coding region runs from base 74 to 619 and encodes 181 amino acids. Gene Ontology annotation, cellular component: cytosolic small ribosomal subunit. NCBI's taxonomy places the organism in Eukaryota, Viridiplantae, Streptophyta, Magnoliopsida, Dioscoreales, Dioscoreaceae. The transcript has 5 exons. Gene Ontology annotation, molecular function: RNA binding; structural constituent of ribosome. The record is from RefSeq and is a predicted model, not a curated record.
UCUAUAAAUAGAUCAUAGCUAGGGUUUCUACUCCACUUCGCAGACGCUUCUUCCGCUCUCCCGCGGCGCCACCAUGAUCAUUUCUAAGAAGAACCGCCAUGAAAUUUGCAAAUACCUCUUCCAAGAGGGGGUGCUAUACGCGAAGAAGGACUACAACCUUGAGAAGCACCCGCUUAUCGAUGUGCCCAACCUGCAGGUCAUUAAGCUGAUGCAGAGCUUCAAAUCGAGGGAGUAUGUUCGGGAGACCUUUGCGUGGAUGCAUUACUACUGGUACCUCACCAAUGACGGUAUUGAGUUUCUUCGCACUUUUCUCAAUCUCCCAUCUGAGAUCGUCCCUGCGACUCUUAAGAAGUCCUCUAAGGCUCCCUCCCGCCCCUUUGGAUCCGGUCCUCCUGGAGACCGCCCUAGGGGUCCCCCGCGUUUCGAAGGAGACAGGCCGAGGUUUGGAGAUAGGGAUGGCUACCGCGGGGGUCCUCGUGGAGGUGGUGAUUUUGGUGGUGACAAGGGUGGUGCUCCGCCAGAGUUUCAGCCAUCGUUUAGGGGCACUGGUGGUCGUCCAGGAUUUGGUCGGGGUGGAGGUGGAUAUGGCCAGAGCUCUGCACAACCAGCUCUGGAGUAGAGUAGCUUGCCAUUCCAUUGUCCCUUUUCUCAAUUUUUUUUUUUUUGUUCCUAUUUAUUUCUUGUUUUGUGUUACAAGAUAGUAAAUUUCUGUAUGGGGUCUAAUAUCAAACUUGAUUCAUGCCUUACUCUUUACA